Messenger RNA from Quercus robur (English oak), 378 nucleotides. Its product is annotated as GDSL esterase/lipase At2g38180-like. Lineage: Eukaryota; Viridiplantae; Streptophyta; Magnoliopsida; Fagales; Fagaceae. The record is from RefSeq and is a predicted model, not a curated record. Bases 1 to 378 code for a protein of 125 amino acids. The transcript is spliced from 4 exons.
AUGGACAUUAAGGCUAUUGAUCUUUGGACUGCAAUUCAGAAAAAGGACGGUUGGCCAACUGCUUGCUUCGCGGAUGGAAUUUAUUUAUCAGUUGAGGGGAGCAAGAUAGUGGUGGAGAUAAUGAAGGUUCUUAGAGACGCAGACCGAGAACCAAGCCUGCACUGGAAGUCAUUGCCAACUGAAUUUGAACAGACACCCUUUGUUUUCACCUCUCCCUGUAUUCAAAACCCCGAUGGAGUAAACCGCAACCGGCAUAAGAGCCUUGAGCAUUUGGAUGAAGGAGACAGAGAGUUAGAUGUAGGUGGAGUUAGAGAACCAGAGGGAAAGGGAGUACAGAGCUCCAAUGGGUACCACAGAUUUAAGGAACUGGGUUUUUAG